GAUUUUUUUGGUUAACUAUAGUACUACCACUACCAUCAUUCAUAUGGGACGAGAAAAUAGAACAAAAAGUUACCCUAGUCCUACCAUACAUUUUGCUCAUAUUCUUGCUCCAGAAACAUGGCGGACGUAUUUAGCAAGGGCGUUUUAAAGAUAGUGGUAGCUCAACUGACUCAGGCUGUUGGAUUCGAUUCCUUACAACUUGGUACUUUAGAAGUAUUGACAGAUCUCUUGGAAAGGUUUCUUCUCACAACUGGACGGACUGCUCAUGACCUGAGUGAAAAAUGUGGCAGAACCAAUGUAAUGACGGGCGACAUCGAACACUGCUUCAACUUGCUUCAUAUUUCACCACGUGAGAUAAUUGACUAUGUUCAACAAAUGGACCAAGUGCAAUUCCCGUCAAAAGUUGCAAAAUUUCCCAUUCCAAAGUCGUCCAAUUUCCAGUUCCAGUCUAUCCAUGAAUCGAGUGAUUCAGAUAUACCAAGUUAUUUUCCCUCUUUAAAACAGUCAGCAGCAGAAGAAAAGCCACUAAACACAUCAGACCAAAGGUCUCGGAGUCCUCUUUUUACAAUUGCUGGUAAAGAUGCUUCAUCUGAUGAAAGCGCGGCAGAUGGAUAUGCUUCCGAUGGUUCAUCCACUCAUAAUGCAGAAUUGAGAUACCUUACCAACCCUGAAGACAUCCCUGUAGUGAGUGGAACAGCAGCUUCAAGUUCUCCAUCUUCACUAAGCACAACAGACUAUCAUCCAUUCAAACGUGAAGUUGCUGUCACGCCUCCAGAGAUUCCAAACAAACUUACAGAAAACAUCCGGCCCAAGCCACACAACACCAAGCAGUCAUUAAGUAAAAAUGACGAACCCCUUUGGGUUAAACAGCACGCAGCAAGGAUGGAGCACCAGACUCCAAAAUCAUCAAAAAGUUUCAUCAAGUCCACCAGUACACCUGUGUUUCCGAACAGAGACAGUGGAAAGCCAAUAAAACAUGAAACUCCUGCUCCAAAGGUGUCUCCCUGGGACUCGCCUCUAUUUUCAAACCCAAAACUGCUUUCUUCCAAAAGUUCAGACUCGUUUAAAAAGAGCACGCCAAAGGAUAAAUUUCGGGGCGAUUUUUCGGAAAAAACUUCAAAGCCAAAAAAAACUUCUAUUACAUCAAGGAUAGCUGAGGUGGAUAAACUUUUACACGACCCCCUGGUUGUUAAAGAAGAACCUACACCGCCAUCCAAGGUCAAACUAGAAAAGUCACCCAUGAGCCCCCACUAUAACCUGCUACGAGCUGCUGAGUUGACUAAGACACCGAUAGAAGCUCCGAGUUCAAAUAAUUCAGCUUUAUUUGCUUCUCCAAAAUCCAUGGAUGAUGCAAUUGAUGCUGUUGUACAUCGAGCAUCAAAAGAAGUGGAAGAAGCAGAACUUAUGAAGUUUUCGCAUCUAGUGAAGGACUCGAGCAGUUCUGGUGAGGAUUUCGAUGUGGAAGUUUCACAUAAAACAGAGGAGUUGUUGCAGUUGGAACAGCGAGGUUUCCACCACCAUCAUGAUGAAGAAUCUCCCGUUCGUCCCCCCCUGACCCCCUCACCUGCCCCAUCUAAUACCUCCAUGAUAAUAGACCAAGAUAUUGACUUUAACCCUGGAAAUAAAUCUACAUACAGAGAUAAAGUUCCAUCAUUGCUUGUCCACACACCAGAACCACAAAGUGAACGAAAGCACAGUGUGUCUUCUCACAGCUCAGUGGUGUCACAUGAUUUUCACGAUGAACCUCAUGAUAUUUAUGAUUCCCCUCAUAGGAAACAUUCACGUGAAAUACAAAGUUCUCACACUAGCUACAGCCCUCCACAUCAUAAGAAAUCUAAGAAAGACCGUAAAGACAAAGAUUACAACAAAGUUAAAUCUCUCAAGAAAUCAAAGCAUAAGGAUAAAGAAAAGAAACGUUCAACAUCACACGAACAACACAAACUCGAUUUGAAGUCAAAGUCAGUUGAAAAACUUGUGCUCAAAAAAUCAAAGUUUAUUGCACCUAAAGUAAAGCCUGUUGUGAAAGAGAGAGAGGUAGUUUCAUGUUCCUUUCAACGUGAGAGACUUCCACUGCCCAAGCUUUCUGCUGAAAUACCUGCCCCUCUCAUUAUUAACAAGGAUAAAAAGAAGGAGAAAAAAGAGAAAAAGAAGAAAAAGGAAAAAGAAAUAAAACUAAUGAAACAUACAAAGGAAGAAGUCACCCCAAUACCCAAGUUAACGUUUAAAAUGACAACCAGUGACAAGAAAGUGAGUAUAGUGAAGCCAUCUAAACAUAAGAGGACACCAUCCUUAGAUGAAGACGAAAGUGACUUUAAUGAUGACUUGGAUGAUGAAGAUCUGUACCCUCCACCGCCAAAGAAAAAAGCUCCGGAAGUUAAAAAAGAGCAAAAACCAGUGGAAAGAAAACUGAUCACUCAAACCAUCAGUGUUGGUCAUGCAGUUGGUGUUGUACUUGAUGACGAUGGAAACAGGGUUUGGAUUUGCCCUGGUUGCAAUAAACCUGAUGACGGUAGUCCUAUGAUAGGCUGUGAUAAAUGUGAUGAUUGGUAUCAUUGGCCGUGCGUUGGCAUCAUACAAGAACCGCCUGAAAAUGAAGAAUGGUUUUGUCCGAACUGCAGAAAAGCUCAAAAGCAGAAGGGAAAGAAAAAGAUUAAAACAAAACAUAGAUAAAUCAAAAUCGUGUUUUCUAUGUUAAAUAUAAUGAUAUAAAUCAGUUCGGAGCAGUUUGUUUCACACACUGUCAUAUGCCUGACCAUUCUAUAUGGUUAAUGCUGCCAGAUAUAGUUUCGUUUUUCAAACGUUAUCAGUAUAUUAUGUGUUUUAUUAAUCUGCUGUUUUUUGGAAUAAACAGUUCACCAAUCAG
Molecule: messenger RNA, 2863 nt
Organism: Ciona intestinalis (vase tunicate)
Lineage: Eukaryota; Metazoa; Chordata; Ascidiacea; Phlebobranchia; Cionidae
Source: RefSeq, a predicted model, not a curated record